UAAAUGAAAGACUUAAAACCUUAGAAGCGAUGUGUAAUCAAUUACACAAAGAUAAUAUAGCACUCAAAAAAGAAAACGAAGAACUGAAAGCCAGUAUAAGCAAGCCUGCUAGUACAGCACCAAAACCAUCAAAUGUUGAGCCUAUCAAAGCAUCUAAAUUAAUUCCUCAGUGCAAAAACUGUCAAGCUUUUGGACAUACAAAAAACUUUUGUGAUAAACCAUCGAGAUUUGUGAAAUGUGGAGGCAAACAUCUUACAACUGAAUGCACCAAAGUUGUGUCGCUGCAAAAAAUUAGAGACAAAAAUGGUAAUACAGUUGAGGAGAAUGUCAAUGCUCAGGCGAAAAACCCGUUGCGGACAAAGGAAGGAAGGAAGUAACACCCCUCCCAUCAACUUCUAAACUUACUUUUGCGCAAAUGGCUAAGCAAGGUCAGACAAAUACAGUUCAAACAAAAGAAGUGCGGGCGCGUGAAAUUUUAUAUAACAAGGCCUGCGUAGGCUACCGAGUGCCGAGCCGGAAGAGGGACGCGUGGGUAAGCGUGGCGAAGGAGCUAGGUGCUACUGAAGAGCAGUGCUCGAAGAGGUGGCUGACUCUAAGGGAAAGAUUCAGUAGGGAGGUAAGGAAAAUGGAGGCACCAUCAGGAAGUGGGGCGAGUAACGCCGAAACCUGGCCAUUGUUCGAUAAUAUGAGCUUUUUAAAACAAUAUAUACAGCCCAGACCAAAUCGUUGCACCACAAACAUUUUGGAUGAUAUGUUUUCGCAGGAGCUGUUGGAGCCAAUUAGUUUUGAAUGUUCUCAGACUAAUUUAUCGUCGCCUUCGGAGUUGUCGUUUUCAACUCCGAUCCGGAAAAGAGUAAAGAAAACAAACAGCGAUGACGACGGCUGCUUCAAAGAAGCGUGCGAGCUAUACUAAAGCAUGUGUGCAGAGAGGAGCAAAGGCAGCGAGGCGGUGAGGUCGUUUGGUGUUAUGUUGACCUCUAUCAUGAACGAUAAUAACAUAAAACAAAUGAAAGCAAUACAAGUUUUAACAAAUUCAUUAUUUGCUAUUAAAUCGGAACCCGAAUAAUUUUUUUUUAAUUUUUAAAUCAUUUGUUUGAUGUUUUAUACAUAUAUUGAAUUAAUAUGUAAAAAUGUUUAAAAGGCUUGUUACCUAGACGUAAGAAACAACGAUGUAUCUCAUUUUUCAAAAAUAGUUUUAAAAUGUUUAAAAGGCUUGUUACCUAGACGUAAGAAACAACAAUGUACCUCAUUUUUCAAAAAUAGUUUUAAGAAUGUAUUUGAAAAAAAUAAAACAAUUUGUUUUU
This is a messenger RNA of Zeugodacus cucurbitae (melon fly), 1304 nucleotides long. RefSeq lists its product as uncharacterized. Gene Ontology annotation, cellular component: transcription regulator complex; nucleus. Gene Ontology annotation, biological process: regulation of transcription by RNA polymerase II. The transcript is spliced from 5 exons. The record is from RefSeq and is a predicted model, not a curated record. The coding region runs from base 416 to 913 and encodes 165 amino acids. NCBI's taxonomy places the organism in Eukaryota, Metazoa, Arthropoda, Insecta, Diptera, Tephritidae.